Molecule: messenger RNA, 1308 nt
Organism: Clonostachys rhizophaga
Lineage: Eukaryota; Fungi; Ascomycota; Sordariomycetes; Hypocreales; Bionectriaceae
Source: the annotation of a GenBank genome assembly
AUGGAGGUCUUUGGAGCUGUCGGCACAGCCAUCUCGCUCAUUACCUUGGCGAGGAAUAACAUGGGUCGUGCUCAACGACUGGGUAGAACUGUCGAUGACCUACGAGAAAUUUUGAGUGAUGUUAUGGAGCUGCAGGAUUACGUUGAUCCCGAGGAAGACAUUGACCUACUGGACAGGAUCUCUCGUAUUAUUGACGAGGUCAUGGAGAUGAUAGAGGAAAAUAGCACCACCGCUCGGGUCGCGAUGACCUUCUUCUGGAACAGUUCGCUUGAGGCAGACGUGUACCGGCUCAACACAAAGCUCAGCCGCUUACACGAGAUGCUGAAAACUAGAACUCGACGGCGACGAACUUCAAAUGCCAGCAUCGCGAAUAUCAAUAGCUCGCCUCAACACAGCCCUUACUCACCUCCAUCAACCGCGCGGCGAGACCUACUUCCAACUUCGAGCCUCUCACAAUUACACACUACAUUGAUAUUUCAGGACGCCGAGAACGAAGACGUGCGACCGCCGUUACAACUAGAAUGGUUCAGCAUCUUGGAGCGCAACUAUACAUCUAAUUUUCGAACCAUCCAGUACGAAUCGAGUGACCGAAAUACGGUCGUAACUCACGAAGUUCAAUUCGGAACGAUACCUAACACACCACAAAAUCUAGACGCGAAAGAAUGCGACUUCUUGGAGGAUCAACUACUCACUGUUGAGACACUUACCGACUACGCCGUGUACCGACUCGACCCAAUAUAUAAAUUCGAGACCUCUAGAGCCUGUGAUAAAUUCAUGAUGAAGGUCAGGGAGCGCGAGCUCGUUGGGAAAUUCCUUCCUGUUGAGAUAGCAAAAAAGAACACCCAAUCGCCAUGGAAGAACCUCUGUUGUAUGAUGGUCGGAGGUUCAAAAGACAUAUUGCUCGCGAGAGAUAAACUGGUCUGUCUAUGGGAAAAGUCGAGAGGCCUUAGCAAGAUCCCAGAUACGACUAUCACGUUUCACGACCGAAACUCUAGAAAAUAUGUGGAAUGGCCUCUGAGGGAUUUCAUAGAUGUAUCUCUGGUAAUUAAUAGGGUGGUGGAACUUUCUUGGAGAAAUAACGCGGAUGUCGCCGUCUUCACGUUUCCCGGCCAGCCAGAAGCAAGAGAGUUUGCUUCCGUUUUUGAACGGCAGAGAAAACGAAGGGCAUCUUCCGUCAACCCUUCCAAUGGAGAUUUCAUACAGUGGCAAACAAAAGCAGCAUACAAUGCACCAGUCGCCGAGCUAGACUCAACUUCGAAAGGACCGGUUGAGCUAGAUGCCGGCCCGAGACCGUCUGAGCUUGAGUAG